Molecule: messenger RNA, 867 nt
Organism: Naegleria lovaniensis
Lineage: Eukaryota; Heterolobosea; Eutetramitea; Acrasida; Naegleriidae
Exons: 1
Coding region: 1-867 (288 amino acids)
Source: RefSeq, a predicted model, not a curated record
AUGAAACUCUCCAUUGCCACCAUCAUUGGUGUACUGCUUCUCUCUACACUUCUCUUCAUGAGUGUGAACUUUGGUAAAGCAGACUUGAACAAUUAUGUUCCUCCACCACCUCCUCCUCCAAAACCAACUUGUACUCCUCGUCCUCCUCCAGAACCAACUGUUGGUGUUCCUCCUCCAAAUCCAACACCGAUCGAUGUCUAUGUUCCUACAAGUGCCAACUGUCAAACUGCAUUCUCUACCAUUACGUCAUACACAUUUAACACAGCAGUAUUGGCUGAAUAUAGACAAUGUCGAUCCUUGUUGGUUUGUUUGAAUCGAUGGAUUGAAUUAUUGUUGCAAUUAGUAUUGGCUGGUCUCACUCCAGGUGCCACUUUUUCCAAUACUCUUAAUCCAGUGGUUUUAGAAUUGAAUACUGCAUUUGGUUAUGUGAAUACCAAUUUAGGUGGAAUUUUAACUGAGAGUGGAACUACGGUUGUUCCAAGACCUACUCCUCCUGGUGUGUGUACUGCCAUCUUUGCUCCAGUGUUGGCAGCUGACGGAAAUAUUUAUUCAAGUGAAUGUGUUGCUUUCAAUGCUGGUGCUCCAAAUCCAUACGUGAGUGUGACUAUCAAUUCAGCCUCAGGAAGCAAUGGAUAUACUUUGGCAGAUGUCACCAAUCCACGAGUAGCAUUGACAACUCUCUAUGCUAAAUAUGUUGUCAAAAUUUUAGGUUUCAUUCAAACGUAUUUAAGUGAAUGUGAAUUGAGUACAGAAGUAAGAGUCUACUCGAAUGGUCUCACUUCCAUGAAUAAUGCCUUGACGAAUAUUGCGUCUGCCGAUUACAAUGCUGCCAAAAAUCAAGUCAUUGAAUUUUCUAGAAAUGUUUAA